Molecule: messenger RNA, 2751 nt
Organism: Gavia stellata (red-throated loon)
Lineage: Eukaryota; Metazoa; Chordata; Aves; Gaviiformes; Gaviidae
Gene: LPIN3
Product: lipin 3
Exons: 20
Coding region: 1-2751 (916 amino acids)
Biological process (GO): cellular response to insulin stimulus; fatty acid catabolic process; triglyceride biosynthetic process
Cellular component (GO): nucleus
Molecular function (GO): phosphatidate phosphatase activity; transcription coactivator activity
Source: RefSeq, a predicted model, not a curated record
AUGUCUGGGAACAGGACGGAGCUGAGCUUGUGCAAAACGGAUCAGAGGGGCUGGGUGCCUGCUGGGGCAGAGGGCUCGUCGGGUGGCACCUGCUUGUCCUCGUCCCUUUGGUAUCAAACAAUGAACUACGUGGGGCAGCUUGCUGAGACCGUCUUUGUCAGGGUGAAGGAGCUGUACCGGGGUCUGAACCCUGCCACCCUGACGGGCUGCAUCGAUGUGGUCGUGGUGAGGCAGCCCGAUAACUCCUUCCAGUGCUCCCCAUUUCACGUGCGCUUCGGGAAGCUGGGUGUGCUGCGCUCCAAGGAGAAGGUGGUUGACAUUGAAAUCAAUGGGGAACCUGUGGACCUGCACAUGAAGCUGGGUGACAAUGGAGAGGCCUUCUUCGUCCAGGAGUCAGAGGAGAAUGAGGUCAGCAUCCCCUCCCGCCUCUGCACGUCCCCCAUCCCCACGGAGGAGGGCCCGGAGGAUGCUGCUCAGCCCUCUCAGGGGCAGGAGACCUCCAGCGCUGAAGCGACCCUGCGCAAGAGGAGGCGACGCAGGAGGAAGCCCAAGCGGAAGGAGGUGUCAGACUCCGAGGUAGAAGACUGUGAAGAGGCCAGAAGCGAGAUGUCCGUGGAGGAUGAUUCAGUGUGUUUCUCCUUCGCUGAUGUCCCUGAAGAAGAAACCAGAUCGUUGCAGUCCCCGGAGAUGCACCCUUACUCUGACGGGGAGCUGGCCUCCAUGGACAGCCCCACCCUGAGCCAUCCAUCUUCUCCCAAAAGCGACUCCGAGCUGGAGAUCAGACCGCAGGAGAGUUUUGCUCUAGGGGCUGAAUCCCAUGUGCAGUGGACCUGGGGAAGGCUCCCUCAGGUGAAUAAAUCGGAACGAGUUGAACCAGCCAAGUCCACAAAGAUCUUUGCUACUGCAGCAACUACUGUCUCUGCAACACUGGUCCCAGCGGAUGAGGCAACCUGUCUUGUUGCCACCUCUGAAGGUCUGGGAGGAGGUUCAAGCCUAGCAGGACCUCAGGGCAUACCUUGUUCCUCUGCUUUGUCUGUUGUUGAGCCACCACCUGCACCCUGGGAUGGGAAUGACCUCCACAGGCUGAAGGACAUUCCCAGUGCUGUGGGGACAGAGAGCUUGUUGGAGGCUUUCUCAGCCCCACAAGAGAAACAGGAGAGAGGUGGGAGUGUUGUGCCAGAGGUUCAGCCAGAUGUGGAACCCUUUGAGGGAGCCACUGCUCCAAGGCAGGUGUGCUCAGAGGGCCCUGAGCCCCAGCUGGAAAGCCAGAGGAGACAAGGAUCCAUCAAAAGAAGUCCUCAUUUGGGUCCCAGUGAUGUUUACCUGGAAGACCUCUCCAACCUGGAUGAGGAGCAGGUGGCUCUCUACUUUCCCAGGAGUGACACAGAGCAGAGUUCAAAGCCUGUGGCAGACCCCAGUAACCCUCUGUGUGUCCAGCUGUCAUCCGACUUGCUGCCCGACAGCCCCAUGGAUGCAGACUCUGAUUUGAUGCCUGCGAUUGCCCUGUCGCUGUGCGGAGGCCUGGGGGGCAGCAGGCAGAUCUCUCGUGAAAAGUUCAUGGAGCACAUAGUCUCCUACCAGCAGUUUGCUGAGAAUCCAGGACUCGUCGAUGACCCGAACCUGGUGAUACUGAUCAACAAGAAGUAUUACAACUGGGCAGUGGCUGCUCCCAUGGUCCUGUCCCUGCAGGCUUUCCAAAGGAACAUUCCUGAGAGCACCAUCGACCGGCUGGUGAAGGAGAAGAUGCCCAAGAAAGGCAGCAGGUGGUGGUUCUCCUGGAGGAGAAGAGAAUUCCCAGCAGAGGAGGUGUUUCAGUCGAGGCCAGGGAGAGCCAACGUGGAGACGCUGCAGCAUGACUCUGCUCGGCAGAGGCAGGAGGAGGAGGUGUCAUCCAGUGACAAUGAGCCCCUGCACCCUGGGGACAUGUUAGCAGAGGAUGCCCCUGCACAGAAAUCUCAACCAACCUACAAGAAAUCCCUGCGACUCUCCUCCGAACAAAUUGGAAGGCUGAAUCUGCAGGAUGGCCCCAACGAGGUGGCAUUCAGCGUGACGACUCAGUACCAGGGCACGUGCCGCUGUGAGGCCACUAUCUACCUGUGGAAUUGGAAUGACAAGGUGGUGGUCUCGGACAUCGACGGCACCAUCACGAAGUCAGAUGCUCUUGGGCACAUCUUGCCGCAUCUGGGAAAAGACUGGACUCAUCAUGGGAUCGCCAAACUCUUCCACAAAAUCCACCUGAAUGGCUAUAAGUUCCUCUACUGCUCAGCCAGAGCGAUUGGCAUGGCACACAUCACCAAAGGCUACCUCAAAUGGGUCAACGAGCAAGGCUGCGCCCUCCCCAAGGGUCCCAUCCUGCUUGCCCCCAGCAGCCUCUUCUCUGCCUUCCACAGGGAGGUGAUUGAGAAGAAGCCAGAGGUGUUCAAGAUCGCCUGCUUGAUGGACAUCCAAAACCUGUUUGCCACGAAGCUGCCCUUCUACGCAGCCUUUGGGAACAGAGCCAACGACGUCUAUGCCUACAAGCAAGUGGGCCUGCCGGAGAGCCGCAUAUUCACGGUCAACCCCAAGGGAGAGCUGAUCCAGGAGCUCACGAAGAACCAUAAGUCAACGUACGACCGGCUGUCGGAGCUGGUGGACCUCAUCUUCCCACCCCUGGGACAGAGUGGGAGCGUUGCUCUGGUGUGUUCGGAGUACAGCCACUUUGCCUACUGGAGACCUCCACUGCCUGCUGUUGAUUUGGAUGCCUUCUCCUGA